AUGCAAGUCCCGUCUCUUGGAGGCUCCAGUUUUUAUCUGAAGAGAAAUCUGAAAGAUGUUUUACCCCGGGCGCUGAACGAAGUUUGCCAGGCUCGUCCCAGGGACCCAAUCGAGUUUUUGGCCAGGUGUCUGUACAAGGCUGCGGAUUGUGACUUAUACUUCCAAGAAAAGGCGAUUUUUGAAGCAGAAAAGCGAAUGUUGGAGAUUCAGUUGAAGAGGGAGGAGCAACAAAGACAGACCGCCAUGUUACGAUAUAAGAAACAGAUUUCAGAGCAUCGGGACUUCCUUCACAUCGGGGACAAGAAAGGCAAAUCUAGCGUGGAAGCCAGAAGAUACAACAUACACCCUCGACAUCGACGCCACCCAGUUAGCACUGACAAGAAGAAAGACAGUGUCGACCAGAAAGAGGGACGCCGCGAAACAGCAAGACUGUCAUUUUUUCAAGGCAGGGAAUUUGGAUCGACUUUGGAAAGUACUCCUAUAAAUGUUUCUCCAGAAUCUGAGACGUUAAGAAGUGCCUCGAGGGGCGCCAGCGGUGCUUCUCCAACGAAGUCCUCUAUUUUUAGAAAGGGGGGCUUGCCAGCCGGUGAGUCUCGUAGUGUUGUCUCCGUACAGAGGGACAGCCGAUCGAGCAGCCGUACACUAGAGGAUGACGUCUUAGAAAGAAAUCCCAGCACGUUGACAAGCAGCAGUAGAACAAUUAGUAGGCUAGCGUCAUUCGGUGAUGAAAUCAACAUAAGGGAUUCGCGGAGCCCACCUUCAGACUUAUACGAGACAGGAGAAACACCAAAACGGGACAGUCUUGUGAGACGUACACCUAGAAGAAAAUCGAAGACUGUUGGCGAUGAAACCAAACAAAUUAGAUCACGAUCAGGGAGUGUGGUGAAAAGAAAAAAGAAAACGAAGCAGCGAAGUUCCUCCACAGACCUAACACUGGGCUCCUUUGAGGUAGAAGAUAAAGGCAAGUUAAAAGAUGAUUCUGAGGCGGGGGUCAGUAGUAAACGACGGAGACAUAAGAAGAGAGGCAGUAUAAAGCCAACAAAUACGGACAAUUUUCAAGAUGGAUUCCCUGAAAAUAUGACAAUGGAGGAAAUAUAUGAGUGGCAGCUAGAGGAUCAGACUAAAAAAACCGCGGAAGAGACACGCAGAGCUCGCGGAGCUUCAAAGAGGAAAAAAAGUGUUGACAAGAAAAAAUCACGAACAGUUGAACAGUUAAAGGUCAGCAAAGAAACGGGCUCAGACGAGGAGCGAGAGUCUGAUGAAUCUGCAUCGGAUAUUCAAGGUAAACCCGAUGCCCAUAGCGAGGAAGUCAGUGACGAUGAAGACGCCGAACAGAGGAGGCGCAGAAAAGAGGAACCCCGGCAACAAGCCUUGACUGAGCAGGAGGAAUAUGAGUUGCAAAGGAUGACUGGUGUAAAGAAAACAAAAAGAAGAGUAGCUGACGCAACAAAACGUUCCACUCGUAUCAAAGAAUUCCCAAAAGGCGAAGAAGAACAUGGACAAGAAGAUACGGCUACAGUCAGCCGUCGAAUUAACGUCAGUGACAGUAAACUAGACAAAGAUGUUAAAAGACGACAUCGACGACGAAUUACAAAGACAGGUACGGAAUCUUCGGAUGCGGAAGAAUCACUGGAGUCAGCUCGCAGAUCACGCAUGGGAACACCGCCCCCAACCAGAGAAAUGUCACUCGAAGAUACGGUGCGAAAACGUGCUAGUAAAAAAAGCAAGCAACAUCGUAGACGUUCGUUCUCCAAGCGGAAACAUUCGUUGGGCGAAAGUGAAAGCAUGAGGUCAUUCGGUCAAACUUCGGAUAUAUCUGACACAGAAACAGUCGACUACUUGUCUGAUACGUCACAUCGUCCGUCUGACCGAACGACAUUCGCGAUAACGGAAGAAGAGUACGCCUACCCGUUUACUCCCGUGGAGUGCGAAUGGCUGCUGUUGGACUCAAACACACUAGUAUGUCGCCACCCAGUCUUGGGAGAUAUUCGCUCCCGUCCACAGAGCAAUUCGUAUGCACUAGAUGUCAGUGCAUGGGCUGACCGAGAAAACUACAACUGGCGCGCUAUCUAUGAUCAUGAAAUAUAUGUGGUUGUAGAACCAUACAUCGAAGACUACAGAUUUAAACGGAAACACAAGUGA
Molecule: messenger RNA, 2142 nt
Organism: Candidula unifasciata
Lineage: Eukaryota; Metazoa; Mollusca; Gastropoda; Stylommatophora; Geomitridae
Source: the annotation of a GenBank genome assembly